AUGCUGCGCUCAUGUUGUUCGCGUCUGCCAGCGAGGCUGCAUGGCCUUGCAAAGCCUCACAACAUCAGUGCCAGACCAUCAUUCCGAACAAGGUCCCUGGCCACCGUCGCCCCUCCUCCCCCUGCCCGAGAACCCACAGAGCUUAGCGAUGUCACUACACUGCCGAAUGGGAUACGGGUCGCUAGUGAAGCUCUUCCAGAUGCCUUCUCUGGCAUGGGAGUAUACAUCGAUGCCGGAUCGCGAUACGAGACCGAAUACUUGCGCGGCGCAAGUCACAUCAUGGACCGACUUGCCUUCAAGUCGACCUCGCGACACUCCGCCGAUGAGGUCUUGGAGCAGGUCGAAAACCUUGGCGGAAACGUACAAUGUGCGUCCUCCAGAGAGUCCAUGAUGUAUCAGGCCGCCACCUUCAACAACGCCAUUCCCACUGCCGUUGGCUUGCUCGCCGAGACAAUACGAGAUCCGAAGCUCACAGAGGAGGAGGUGCAACAACAACUGCUCACGGCCGAGUACGAGAUCAACGAAAUAUGGUCCAAACCAGAACUGAUCCUGCCUGAGUUGGUUCACACUGCUGCAUUCAAGGACAACACUCUCGGCAACCCUUUACUGUGCCCCCAGGAACGUCUCGGCGCAAUCGACAGGAAUGUGAUCCAGGCCUACAGAGAUGCCUUUUUCAGACCCGAGCGGAUGGUUGUCGCUUUCGCCGGGAUUCCUCAUUCAGAAGCUGUCAAGCUGGCCGAAAAGCACUUCGGCGACAUGAAAGGCACAGAGCUGCCGGCAAUUUCAGACACCGCAUCUGAAGCAUCAGCGGAAUCCGAGACCAGCUCGCAGAGCAGCGAAUCUGCUGCUUCGUCUGUCUCCUCCUUAUCCUCGGCAUCACCACAGCAGUCGUCCAAACUCCUCUCCAAAAUACCGUUUCUGAAGAAUCUCUCCACUUCGGCACCGCACAACGCUUCCAUUGCUUCCUCUCCUCAUAUCCCCCUCUCCAUUGAAGACCUCCACCGCCCAGCCCAGUACACAGGUGGGUUCCUUUCCCUCCCCACACAACCACCCUCGCCAAACCCAAUGAUGCCCGCUUUCACACACAUCCACCUUGCCUUCGAGGGCCUCCCAAUCUCCUCGGACGACAUCUUUGCCCUCGCCACUCUGCAAACCCUUCUCGGAGGAGGAGGCUCCUUUUCAGCUGGAGGCCCCGGCAAAGGCAUGUACUCACGCCUGUACACCAACGUGCUGAACCAGUACGGAUGGGUUGAGUCAUGUGUCGCUUUCAACCACAGCUACACUGACAGCGGUCUCUUCGGUAUCGCGGCGUCCUGCUAUCCAGGCCGAACGGGCAAGAUGCUCGAGAUAAUGUGCCGAGAGCUUCGGGCCUUGACGUUGGACUCGGGAUUCUCACGCCUCAACAGCGUAGAGGUUAACCGCGCCAAAAACCAGCUACGGUCAAGCCUGCUCAUGAACCUCGAGAGCCGCAUGGUGGAGCUCGAGGAUCUCGGGAGGCAGGUACAGGUUCAUGGCCGCAAAGUUCCCGUGCACGAGAUGACAAGGAGGAUCAGCGAGCUCACGAUCAACGACUUGAAGCGCGUGGCGAAGAUGGUUGUCGGCGGCAUGGUCGACAAUCCUGGCAAGGGGAGCGGUGCGCCGACAGUGGUGUUACAAGAAGCGGAGGCACCGGGUGUCACGACGAGGACGAUGACUUGGGACGAGAUCCAGGAUACGAUCCACCGGUCGCGGUUGGGUAGACAAGCUUAG
Messenger RNA from Diaporthe amygdali, 1749 nucleotides. RefSeq lists its product as uncharacterized. NCBI's taxonomy places the organism in Eukaryota, Fungi, Ascomycota, Sordariomycetes, Diaporthales, Diaporthaceae. Gene Ontology annotation, molecular function: metalloendopeptidase activity; metal ion binding. The record is from RefSeq and is a predicted model, not a curated record. Gene Ontology annotation, cellular component: mitochondrion. The transcript is spliced from 2 exons. Bases 1 to 1749 code for a protein of 582 amino acids.